Molecule: messenger RNA, 2152 nt
Organism: Tarenaya hassleriana
Lineage: Eukaryota; Viridiplantae; Streptophyta; Magnoliopsida; Brassicales; Cleomaceae
Product: poly(ADP-ribose) glycohydrolase 1
Exons: 11
Coding region: 186-1889 (567 amino acids)
Biological process (GO): nucleotide-sugar metabolic process; regulation of DNA repair; carbohydrate metabolic process
Cellular component (GO): nucleus; cytoplasm
Molecular function (GO): poly(ADP-ribose) glycohydrolase activity
Source: RefSeq, a predicted model, not a curated record
GAUUUACCCAACUCGAUGCCGUUUCUGCUCUGUAGAAACGACGUGCAGUUCCUGACUCCCUUUGACCGUGUCUCUGCCGUGCUCUCUCCUUCAACAGCAGUCUUGUCACGGAAGCAUUGCCCAGAUUUCGCAAUUUGCAUUUGCUCUUCAGUCGAAGGAAGAUUAGGGUUUUGUAGAAUCUGAUUAUGGAGGACCGGGAAGAUCUGAAGUCGAUUUUGCCGUUCCUGCCGCUUCUGAUCCGUUCCUCUUCGCUGUAUUGGCCGGCGCGUGUGGUGGAGGCGCUGAAGGCCAUGUCCGAAGGACCGAGCCGCAGCCGAGUUGACUCGGGAGAGGUCCUUUGGCUCGCCAUUUCCGACAUGAGGCAAUCUCUGUCCUUUUCCUCUCGCUUUGUCGCGCCUUCUGCUUCUCAUGGCUACGCCCUUUUCUUCGACGAACUGCUACCUAGGAAAGAGUCAAAUAAAUGGCUCAACGAGAUUAUCCCGAAAUUGGCAAAAUUACUCCUUCAGUUCACAUCUCUGUUAGAGAUGCAUUAUCAAAAUGCAGGUAAACUUUUUGGUGGAAUCGAAACAGGUCUCCGCUUGUUAGGUUCCGAACAAACCGGCAUAGUUUUUCUCAGCCAGGAGUUGAUUGGAUGUCUUCUUGCUUGCUCUUUGUUUUGUUUGUUUCCGGAUGCUAAUAGAGAUGCAGAAAAUCUCCCAGGCAUCAACUUUGAUCAUUUGUUUGCAAGCCUUUAUGAAAAUUACAGCGAAAAUCAAGAAAGCAAGAUAAGAUGCAUUAUGUGUUAUUUUGAAAGGGUGUUUUCUUGCAUGCCUACGGGCUUCGUUUCAUUCGAACGCAAGGUUAUUCCGGCCGAAUACUGUUAUUCCUCUGCCACAUCGCCUGAGGCUGAUUUUUGGAGCAAGUCUGCCCUCCCCCUUUGUGCAUUUAAGGUUCACACUUCUGGGUUAAUAGAAGAUCAACCUGAUGAUGCUCUUGAAGUGGAUUUCGCAAACAAGUAUCUCGGAGGUGGUGCCCUUAGUAGGGGAUGCGUGCAGGAAGAGAUACGCUUCAUGAUCAACCCCGAAUUAAUCGCAGGCAUGUUUUUCUUGACAUGCAUGGAUGAUAAUGAAGCCAUAGAAAUAGUUGGGGCAGAAAGAUUUUCAUGUUACACAGGAUAUGCAUCUUCAUUUCGGUUUGCUGGUGAAUACAUUGACAGAAAGCCUAUGGACCCCUUUGGAAGGCGAAGAACCAGAAUUGUGGCGAUAGAUGCACUAUAUGGCCCAAAGAUGAGACACUUCAAGCAUGGAUGCCUUUUGCGGGAAAGUAAUAAAGCUCUCUGUGGCUUUCUGCAUGGAUGCAAGUAUUCACAGUUCCAGAGUUUCAAAGAGAAUGGAUCUCAGGAAAUGCAACUUGCAAGAAAUGACAAUGAUCCUGACUGUCUAUGUAUGGAAACUUCUUCGUCUCAUGAAACUCCAUCAGUUUAUGUUGAGACGAGUAAAGAAAAGCUUGCAAACAAGAUUGGAAGAGAUUCUCAUGUGGAAGGACAUCAAUGUAUGGACCAUGAAGAUACAAUUGGUAUUGCAACUGGGAACUGGGGCUGUGGUGCUUUUGGGGGAGACCCCGAACUUAAGGCUAUGAUCCAAUGGCUUGCUGCUUCCCAGGCAAGGAGACCUUACAUAUCAUAUUACACGUUUGGAGUGGAGGCUCUCAGAAAACUAGAUCAGGUAACUGAGUGGAUUCUUUCCCAUGAAUGGGCUGUUGGAGAUCUAUGGAACAUGAUGCUGGAAUAUACGACUCAAAGGCUCAACAGAGAGACCGACCUCGGUUUCUUUUCUUGGCUUCUUCCAUGGCUAACAACCACGGUGACACCGCCACACCAUCUGAAUCCCCAAAUCCGUCUUGACCAGUGACAUUUUCAGCCCUAAUGUUGUGCGCUACACUUCUCGAUGGUGUAUUUAUGCAUAUGUGCACUGAAUCUGUAGAAAUAUAGUUGCCGUAUAUAAGCAUGAAACAGUUCCAUUUUGACCAGUCCUCGGUCAUGAGCCAUUGGCAUUCCCCCAGAAGUGUUAGACUUAUCCUUAUUUCAGGAACUUUUUUUUUUACAAAAGCAAAACUUUGUUCCUUGUGCUUCUCAGUUAUAAUCUGUUGAAACUACGAAGUUAUGUUGGAAUUC